AUGUCCGCCUUCGUAACCGGGAACGCCAACAAGCUCAGGGAGGUUCGUCAAAUCCUCGGCGCCGUCGGUAUUGAGGUCGACUGCCAAGAGCUUGACAUUCCGGAAGUGCAAGGAUCGACGCGCGACGUCGCGAUCGCCAAGUGCAAGCGUGCUGCUGAACUUUUAGGCCGACCAUGUAUUACCGAAGACACCGCGCUCUGCUUCGAGGCCCUCAACGGACUGCCCGGGCCAUACAUCAAGUAUUUCCUCACGGAACUCGGUCAAGACGGCUUGAAUAAGCUGCUUGUCGGCUUUCCAACGACAGCGGCCUGGGCGCUGUGCACAUUUGCCUAUAGCCCCGGCCCUGGACACGAGCCGAUAUUGUUUGAAGGACGGACAGAUGGCCACAUAGUCCCUGCCCGGGGCCCAGGUUCAUUUGGUUGGGAUCCUUGCUUUGAGCCCAACAACACCGGAAAAACGUACGCUGAAAUGCAAGCAGAUGAGAAGAACAAGAUCUCACACCGUGGUCGCGCCCUAGCCAAAUUGGAACAAUACCUCCGGUCUCUGCCAUCUACAGCCCAGUGA
Epithele typhae is the source of this 564-nucleotide messenger RNA. RefSeq names its product Maf/Ham1. Gene Ontology annotation, cellular component: cytoplasm. The record is from RefSeq and is a predicted model, not a curated record. The coding region runs from base 1 to 564 and encodes 187 amino acids. Lineage: Eukaryota; Fungi; Basidiomycota; Agaricomycetes; Polyporales; Epitheliaceae. Gene Ontology annotation, biological process: nucleoside triphosphate catabolic process. Gene Ontology annotation, molecular function: nucleoside triphosphate diphosphatase activity. The transcript has 5 exons.